AUGAGCAGUCUCCUCCGGCCGCCAACCAUACGCUCGGCUUUCGGUGUCCUUGACAGGUCGCUCUUCUCUAAGACGGUCAACCUUGCUGCAGCUGCAAUUGCUGACAAGAAGAAAAUCUCUGUCUGGCGUCAGAAACUACAGAGCGAGGAUACUCUUCUCGCUCUUGAAAGGAUACCCGGCGUCGUAACUCACCCGGACCAGACCCUCGCAGCGCAGGGCACAAAAUGCUUACUCUUAAACCCCAAAGUUAAGGCCGAAGUACCUGAAACAUGGACAUCCUCUCUUCAAGAUGGGGUAGCUAGUAAGGAGAUAGGAAUAGUCCCAUAUAACUUGUCGUUAGACUACGACUACUGGUCUUAUGAGGAUGUGAUGAAAUCUCUACUCCCCCCUGACCUACGGGACGAGCAUGAUGGCAUUCCCGGAGGGUUCAACCAGGCAGGACAUGUUGCGCACAUGAAUCUUAGGGAAGCAUUCUUGCCGUACAAGAAACUGAUCGCAGAGGUUAUACUCGAUAAAAACCCAGCGGUCAAAACGGUCAUCAACAAAGUCGCCAACGUAGGAACUGAAUCAGAAUUCCGGACGUUUGCAUAUGAAGUCCUUGCCGGACCGGAUGACUUAAAUGUCGAAGUGCGAGAAAAUGACUGCUUAUUCCGAUUCGAUUACUCUAAAGUGUAUUGGAAUAGUAAGCUGGAGGGUGAACACAGGCGAGUAGUCAAUAUUUUUCGACCCGGUGAGGUCGUAUGCGAUGUGAUGGCUGGUAUUGGCCCAUUUGCAGUACCUGCUGGUAAGAAAGAGGUUUUUGUCUGGGCUAAUGACUAUAACCCUGAGAGUUAUCGUUAUAUGGAUGAAAACAUCAAACGGAACAAGGUCCACCAAUACGUGCGACCAUUCAAUCAAGAUGGACGGACGUUCAUCAGAGAAGCAGCCGAUCUAGUAUACGCAGCAUCAACUAAAGGCGAAUACGUCGUCUCGGGACCGAGUAGAAAAUUGAGACGCAGUCAACAUCCGAAUUCAAACACUACUGACAAGUCAAUGCCCAACCCGAAACCUAAACAUACACCAAUUCCGCCAACGAUUUCUCAUUUCGUUAUGAACCUUCCUGCAUCCGCUAUUACUUUCCUAUCGCACUUCCGCGGUCUUUAUGCCGCACGGGAGGAGCUCUUUAUUCCCCACACAAGUACGAAGCUACCCAUGGUCCACGUCUAUUGCUUCGCGGCCAAGGCAGAUGAUGAUACACCACUCAAUGAUAUCUGCGAGCGCAUCUCGGCGGAGAUCGGCGUCGAGAUGAAGUUAGGCGAGGCCGAAAAUACCAGAGAGGUAUCCGUUUUAGAAACCAGAAAUGUGGCACCUAACAAGCGCAUGUUCUGCGCAUCCUUCAGAGUGCCCCCUGAAGUGGCAUUUGCCGCCCGAGUAUAA
Daldinia childiae is the source of this 1416-nucleotide messenger RNA. RefSeq names its product tRNA (guanine(37)-N1)-methyltransferase. The transcript is spliced from 4 exons. The coding region runs from base 1 to 1416 and encodes 471 amino acids. Gene Ontology annotation, biological process: tRNA N1-guanine methylation; mitochondrial tRNA methylation. The record is from RefSeq and is a predicted model, not a curated record. Lineage: Eukaryota; Fungi; Ascomycota; Sordariomycetes; Xylariales; Hypoxylaceae. Gene Ontology annotation, cellular component: cytoplasm; mitochondrial matrix.